UCUCCCAUCUGAUCUGUGUCACACAUUUUGUCAUUGAGGCAGCAGGACACUGGUUCAUGUUUCCUCCUUCAUUCACACAGAGUGAACCAGCAGACAUGGGGUCGGGAGAGAGCACAAGCAGGAGAGUCUCUUUCGGGGUGGAUGAUGAGGACAGAGUCAGGAUCCUCCGCGGAGUCAAGCUUUCAGAAGAUGUUCUCCAGAGGAUGAGAGGAGUGGCCAACAUUGCUCCGGAACCCAAAUCCCCUCCAACCUCAAGCCCUCAGAAUGACACAGGUGCUCCUCGCAGCCCCAGCUCAGGCUCUCGACCCCAGCAGAACCCUCAGCCCCAACCUGGUACUCAGUCCAGCACCAGCAAACCGGCCUCCUAUGCAAAGGAAGAACAGAAAAGGUAUGAACGGCAGCAGACGAUACUGAAGGAGGAGUGGGUUAAAGCGGCACAAAGAGAGAGGGAGGCAGCAAGGGAGGAGAUGACUAAAGCCAUGACCCGGGAAAGACAACAGAAACGCCAGGAAGCCGAGAACUUCAAAGAACUGGCUCAGCAGCUACAGAAGAAGGAUUUACAGCUGAAAGCGUUGGAUGCCUUCUACAAGGAGCAGCUGGCACAGCUGGAGAAGAGGAAUUUGGAGAGAUACGAACAGAGCAAGGACGAAUUCCACAAAGCUGCCUCCAAGACUGAAGCAAGCGUGAGGUCUCGCAAUACCGACCCGGUGUGUCUUGGCCUGCAGGCUCAGAUCCUAUCUUGCUACAGGGACAACAGAGAGCAGACCCUAAGGUGUUCCGACCUGGCCAAAGAAUACAUGCAGUGUAUCAAUGCUGCGAAGAAGAACCUGCUGGUCAAUCACGGCUGAAGGGCGAGAGGAAAAGGGCAGAACAGUUAUCUGACGUAGGCUUUUACUUUGGCGCUAAGAGCGGCGCUUGUCGCUUUCCUGUUUUGAAUUAUGAGAGAGUGGAUUUACUGUUAGCAUGCAUUGUUUUAAAAACAUUCACAUUAUGGUAUUUAUCUGCGGUAUCAUCCAGUAAAGGAUGCUCUGUUAUUCUGCACUGCUACGUUUUACAGGGAAGCUUUUGAAAGAGAAAUUAUGUGCUUAUUAGAUUCUUGGUGCACUUUCAGUUCAGUCAUUCACAUGUCCAGAAGAAAGUAUUUCAAAGAUGUGAGCUGUAAAGAUCCAUUCAGGGUCAGUCAUCCAUAUUCUGAAAUUCAGUUGACGUCCUUCUGCUUCUUUUGUUGGGAUGAAAAACAAGAAAAUCAUUUCAGGUGAGAGAUGAAUCGAGUGCAUAGGACCGUCCGGGUUUUGGUGUCUGACUGAACAAAAAGAACUGAUUAAGUUUUAUUGUUUUUGAGCUUCAUGGUUUUUGUAUUUAUUUUUAACAACACAGGAGUAAAAGCUCAGGUAAUCCUGUCCAUGGCUUAAAUCCAUCAGACCUGUAAUGUAUGAUUUUAUUAAAGCAUUCAUAUCCUGUGUC
Anoplopoma fimbria (sablefish) is the source of this 1464-nucleotide messenger RNA. RefSeq names its product coiled-coil-helix-coiled-coil-helix domain containing 6a (gene chchd6a). Bases 57 to 848 code for a protein of 263 amino acids. The record is from RefSeq and is a predicted model, not a curated record. Gene Ontology annotation, cellular component: mitochondrion; MICOS complex. NCBI's taxonomy places the organism in Eukaryota, Metazoa, Chordata, Actinopteri, Perciformes, Anoplopomatidae. The transcript has 8 exons.